AUGACUCACAACCUAUCAACCAACUACGAGAAGGUGACCACGCCGACUUUUGAUUCUCGAUUGAGCACGAUCCCCUUCAGCCAGGAACAAACUCACCUCAUUGAAGAAAAUGAAGAAGAGAAUUUUUAUUUGAAGAUGCCGCUCAAGGAGAAGAUCAUUAGGGGCAUCUUUUAUGGCAUCGCGUCCCUGGCUGCUCUGUACUUUUUCAUGGUGGCUGUCAAGCUUAUCGGCGAUGGUAUUACGGUGGCACUUGGAUGCGACACCAAGGGAGCUUUCGACUUUGCCGAUAACCCGGUGGCUGGUCUGAUGAUCGGUACUAUCUCCACUGCUCUGCUUCACAGUUCCGGCACAGUGACGUCCAUUAUCGUGACCCUUGUGGGUUCUGGUGGCAUGACUAUUCGCCAGGGCGUGUACGUCAUCAUGGGUGCCAACAUUGGUACCUGUAUCACAUGCAUCAUGGUGGCUUUUGGACAGGUCGGAGACCGUUUCCGUUUCCAGCGUGCCAUGGCAGCCGCUACUGUUCAUGACAUGUACAAUCUCUGGUCCGUCUUCGUGCUGUUCCCUCUUGAAGUGAUUUUUCACCCACUCGAGAAACUGUCGGUCGCUAUGUCCAAUGCUCAAACCAACGGUGGUGCCUUCAGUAGUCCUGUUGAUAUUGUCGUGAAUCCACUCGCGAAGGAGGUGAUCGUCGUGGAUAAGAGUGCCAUCUACAACGUCGCUUCUGGCAAAGUUAUAUGUACACCUGGACAAUCGUUUGUCAGCGGUGGUAUGUUUGAGGGUUCAAGCAUGAGUGACGGCAGUAUCGGUGCCCUCACGGCUGUGUUGGGUUUGUGUAUCCUGGUCUGCUCUCUGCUAGCCUUGGUCAAGAUGCUGGCUAAAGUCUUCAUGGGCCCCACGAAGCGCCUUGUUUCCAAGCUGCUUGACUACAAUGGUUAUGUCAACAUCAUUGUCGGCACGCUGGUCACAUUCUGUGUCCAUUCGUCAACAGUUGUGACAUCUACUCUUACCCCGCUCGCGGGUCUGGGUGUUAUCACGCUGGAACAAGUCUACCCGCUGGUUAUUGGAGCCAACUUAGGUACUACUGGCACGGCCCUGCUUGCUGCCUUGGUCACAGGCAAAUCGGACUCGGUUGCCAUUGCUCUUGUGCACUUCUGGUUCAACUUGUUCGGCAUCGUGCUCUUUUACCCGAUUCCGCUCACCCGCAAGCCCAUUAUGAGCUGGGCCCGCUCGCUAGCAUUUGCUAGUGCCGCGUGGCCAGUAACUGCUGUGUUGUUCCUCAUUUUCUUAUUUCUAGUAGCACCCGGCACUUUACUUGUGCUGGUCUAUAUGUGCACUGCCGAGAGCACUGUGGUGGAGGUAAUCGGCUACAUUGCCGCAGCUAUUGUAGUAGUUGCGAUGGCGAGUUCAAUGUUCUGGUACUUGAAAAAGGGCGGUCGUGUCUUGUGGCACGCGUUCUUACAGAAAAAGUCGUUGCAACGCGAAGCUUCUGAUACUUGUGAGUCUGUUUCAUCGCACAAUGCAGUCUAA
Peronospora farinosa is the source of this 1527-nucleotide messenger RNA. NCBI's taxonomy places the organism in Eukaryota, Oomycota, Peronosporomycetes, Peronosporales, Peronosporaceae. The record is from the annotation of a GenBank genome assembly.